Molecule: messenger RNA, 447 nt
Organism: Plutella xylostella (diamondback moth)
Lineage: Eukaryota; Metazoa; Arthropoda; Insecta; Lepidoptera; Plutellidae
Source: RefSeq, a predicted model, not a curated record
AUGGAGAAAUUGGCACUAAUUACUGUUAUACAAAAUCUUAUAUCCAACUCUGCAGUGAACGUCCGCUUCGCGCAGCUCCAGCCCACGGACACCAAGUUCCAGGUGCUCCGCCAGCAGAUGGUGAGGGCCAACACCAAGAACCUGGUGUACCACUGCCGCGGGGACCAGCUGGACUGCAGCGCGGCACUGGCCAGGAUGCGGUAUAAGGCCAGCAAGCACUUCUACGCGCUGGCCAAGGCGGUCGUGGAUUAUGUGAAGAAUAGACGCCAGGCGCGGCCUACGGGAUAUGUUGGCACAGCGACGUUCUGCCAGGACAGCAUCUGCGUGCCGGACACCGACCCACCAAUCGUGUUGGGCGGCUGCUCCGCGCUGAUUGGCUGCGGAGGCAAUGCGUCAUGGCACCUCGACCCCGUCGACAACUACAAGAAGAGUAGACGAAUCUAUUAG